Messenger RNA from Hydractinia symbiolongicarpus, 1036 nucleotides. RefSeq lists its product as uncharacterized. The coding region runs from base 1 to 672 and encodes 223 amino acids. The record is from RefSeq and is a predicted model, not a curated record. The transcript has a single exon. NCBI's taxonomy places the organism in Eukaryota, Metazoa, Cnidaria, Hydrozoa, Anthoathecata, Hydractiniidae.
AUGGUAGGUAAAGACCUUGUUGUUCCUGAUCUUGAGUUAGCAGUUAGGCGUUAUCAAGCUUGUAAUACUCACAAAUUUUUGGAAGUUUGGAGGACUAUCACUUCAAACCAGUAUAUCCUAGACAUGAUUGAACAGGGGGUUAAAAGUGAAUUUAUUAGUGUCCCAGUGUCAUCUUACCACCCAGUGAAGUUUUCACAAGAAGAUUGUAUAACUAUAAGUAAGGAAAUUCUACAACUUUUACAAAAGAAGGCAAUUCAGCAGAUACAAGCAACAAAUAACUGUUUUCUUUUAGGUAUAUUUAUUGUCCCUAAAAAAGAUGGUAGCUCAAGAAUGAUUAUCAACCUUAAACAGUUAAAUAGAUCUGUCAGAUAUCGUCAUUUUAAAAUGGAAACACUGCAAGAUGUUUUAUGUCUUAUCAAACCAGGUGUUUGGAUGGGAAGUAUUGACUUAAAAGACGCAUGCCACAGCAUCGCUUUUCAUAUUGACUUCCAAAAGUUCUUAGCUUUUUCUUGGGAUGGAAAGUUUUACCAAUUUCUAGCUUUACCCUUUGGGUUUGGUCCAGCUGUUAGGAUCUUCACCAAAGUUCUUAAAGCGCCCUUUAAAGUACUAAGAGGGGCGGGUCAUGUAUCUGUUGUAUAUAUAGACGAUUCUUAUUUGCAGGGUGAUACUUAGAAUCAUGCCAAAGAAGCGUUACGGCUACUGUCUCACUUUUGAGCAGCUUAGGAUUUACUGUACAUCCAAACAAGUCAAUUCUAGUGUCUACCCAAUGUAUGGUGUUUUUAGGGGUUGGGUUAAACUCUGCUCAGAUGACAAUAGCCUUAAGCGAGGAAAGGGUCAUAAAAUUAAAGUGUCUAUGUAAGGACUUGCUGUGCAUGCCUCACCCCACAGUUAGGUUUGUUUCCAGGGUUAUUGGAACAUUAGUUUUUGCCUUUGAUGCCGUGAAGUAUGGCAAGUUACAUUACAGGUCCUUGGAGACAGAUAAGAAUCUAGGACUCAAACUAGGCCAUGGAAAUUAUGAUUGAUCUAAUUUUAUCCU